UCAUAUAUAAUAAUAUAUUAAUAGUGCAUGAUCGUCCUUUGCCAAUAUGUUGGAGAAACGGUAGAUUACAUUAUUAUGAUGCAGCUCCAUACGCAUCACAACGACUCGCGGGUUUCUUCUGAAGACCGUGUGUGUCAAUAAACACCCUCUUGCGUCUAGAUGAGGCUCUUGAUAUCGAAUCGAGAGAAGUCUGUCACUACUAUCGACAAUGCCAAACAUGCUGGAAACAUUUGACUGUGCAAUUCGGCUGAUUACGAUUGAAGAGUCAGCUAGAAAUUCCCAAGCCUUAAAGGCACUCGCCGAACGGAUGCCGUUCAAGGACCUUGAUCAUCUACUUGCAUCUCAGACGGGGCAACCCACAAGUCUAGAAGAUCGUCGCGUUUACGAUGCGCGUUACACGGAUUCCCAAUUUGCUUCCAAGUUCUCGCCCUUGGACGCGUUACAUUAUUAUCAGUCCAUCAUAAGGAGAAUCGACCGGUCGGGUGUUUUGGACAAUCACGUCUCUCAUCGAACGCGACAACUCCGGCUCGGAUAUGCGCUUUAUCUCGUGGGGAGGAUACGACAUACGAGUAUAUCGCUUCCGGAGAAGACUGGUUCUUGACUUCGUAUAAUAUUGGGAAACGGGUUUGUGGGUGGACUCAAUGAAGAUUCGUCUUUCGA
Molecule: messenger RNA, 660 nt
Organism: Somion occarium
Lineage: Eukaryota; Fungi; Basidiomycota; Agaricomycetes; Polyporales; Cerrenaceae
Source: the annotation of a GenBank genome assembly